Eucalyptus grandis is the source of this 1114-nucleotide messenger RNA. RefSeq names its product protein PLASTID TRANSCRIPTIONALLY ACTIVE 10-like. Bases 313 to 933 code for a protein of 206 amino acids. The record is from RefSeq and is a predicted model, not a curated record. NCBI's taxonomy places the organism in Eukaryota, Viridiplantae, Streptophyta, Magnoliopsida, Myrtales, Myrtaceae. The transcript has 8 exons. Gene Ontology annotation, molecular function: RNA binding. Gene Ontology annotation, cellular component: chloroplast; plastid-encoded plastid RNA polymerase complex.
UUGCACUUGGAAGAAUUCAGCAGCAUAUAGGGGCUGGAGGAAGUCUGUGGAAUGAAUGAGGAAAGAGAUGGAAAGAUUUGAUCAUGAAAGAAGGAAGGAAGAAGAAAGGUUGAUGUGUGAACAGCAGAUAGAGGAGGAGAGAUUGCUACGUGAGCAAAGGCGUUAAUCAGAGUGACGGGAGAAGUAUUUACAGAAAGAAUCUAUUAAGGCGGAGAAAAAGAGACAAAAAGAAGAGCUUCGUCGAAAAAAGAAGCGGAGAGACGAAAAGCUGCAGUGGAGAAGGCCACUGCUCGCAGAAUUGCCAAGGAAUCCAUGGAGCUUAUGGAGGAUGAACAGCUGGAGCUGAUGGAAUUGGCCGCUGCAAGCAAGCGUGAUUGUGGAAGACCUCCUAUACCUAGAAAAGACCCAGGAGCAAAACCUGAAGAGGAGCCUCUAUUAUCAAAUCACCCUUAUGUUGAUAAGUUGUGGCAGAUACAUGUCGCUGAGCAAAUGAUUUUGGAUGAUUUGGAGGCCAAUCCUGAGAAGUACCAAAACCAAAAAUUAUCUGAGUUGGUUGAUGAUGAUUAUGAUGAAGAGAAGAGUGUUGAAUAUACUAAGGCUUACUAUAAGAAGUCCUUAAUACCAAAAGUUAUUCUGAAAACUAGUGUGAGAGAACUUGACUUGGAAGCAGCUUUAGCUGAGCGUGAGUUCCAUAAGAAAAUGAGAAAAGAAGCAGAAAGGGGAGAGGCAUAUAAAAUUUCCAAAUUCAGGCGAAAUAUUGAGAUGGAUGAGUAUGACUUGAUGCAUUGGCGUCGGUCAUUUGAAGAAAGAAGCCUUGAUCAGGGAUAUCAGCUGCCGACAAGCCCUGGGCCUGCCACUGGAAGAGCCAGGGAGAUAUGUAGACAGCGGUUACUUUGGCAAGGAUCAAUACGAUCCUUCAAACCCUUUAUAUAGAUAUGACUAUUGGGGCGAACCGGAGAACUCAGAGAAAAGCAAGCAACAGAGGAUGACGGACGCCCACAACAAAUCCAUGGUUGGCAAGGGUGUCGUGUGGUAUGAAAUGUCUUAUGAAGAUGCCAUCAAGCAAAAGAUGCAGAGAGAAGCCGCAUCAAAGGAGUGAUGCAAAAAGAUUUCG